Messenger RNA from Uranotaenia lowii, 3849 nucleotides. RefSeq lists its product as uncharacterized. The transcript is spliced from 3 exons. The coding region runs from base 879 to 1676 and encodes 265 amino acids. The record is from RefSeq and is a predicted model, not a curated record. Gene Ontology annotation, biological process: regulation of cell cycle. NCBI's taxonomy places the organism in Eukaryota, Metazoa, Arthropoda, Insecta, Diptera, Culicidae. Gene Ontology annotation, cellular component: nucleus. Gene Ontology annotation, molecular function: cyclin-dependent protein serine/threonine kinase inhibitor activity.
UAGUCUCGUUUCGAGCGUUGAUUGAAUCGAAUGUGUUUGCCCACUCGGUCGUGAGUGGAGAAAAAGUGAUACCAAGCUGAGAGAGAGAAGUGAUCUUACCUUGCUGUUUCUCUUGGCAGUUUUUCGAAAGUUCCAAAUUUGGGGAAACUGUGCGCUAGUGGCAUUAAUUUGAUGGUUCUAAACUAUUCGGAAAAAUCCGGUGAAGGUGCUGUGCGGAAAGUUGUUGCUGAGCAAUGCCCGUGGAAAGUUAAUUUUGAUUGCGUAAAAACAAACUGAAAUCUCAGUGACGUCACACACGCUCGGGUGGAGUUGGCUUUUCAAAUCGAAAAAACACCACGGAAACUAUUGAAAAAGCUUUUGACAAGCAUCGUAUUCUGUUUAAGGUAAAGAAUACUGUUAUCUGUGAUAAAAUUUUCCGGUGAAAACUAUCGAUUUCGAGAGAAAAACUGCAAUUUUCCAAACCCAAGUUCCCAUAUAAACCUAACCUCAAAUCAUAAAUAUAAAUACACAGUGGGGUUUCUUGUAUUCGUCAGCUAAAUAAAAAAGCAGACGAGGAGAAUCGGAGAAAAACAACUCGUAUGUGAAAAUAAAAACGGGAGUGGAAACUGGCUACAGUUUACUGGUGUGUGCAUCCAUAUCAGUUUUUAUUUUUGUUCUUGGUCCCAGCAAAGGAAACAAAUAACAAAGUUUGUACGAAGCAAGGGACAGAAAAAAAAACAAGACUAACAACGUCGAACUAGAAAAUCCAAUUUGACUUUCGCCUUUCAAAAGGGGCACAGAACUGUACCACACCUUCUUCUCAUUCCAUUUUGUCCGUGACUGGUGGAAGAAGUUUCUCGGCAGUGAACAACAACACAGCUUAACUAGUGCUAGCAACGAUGAGUGCCCGUGUCUGUAAUCCGAUGAUACUUUCGGAGAUAUCGAAGCUCCGGUCGCCGGCCAUCGUCCGGAGGCCACCGACGAGCAAGGGCAUCUCGGCCGCUCGGGUCAAGCGCGACCUUUUCGGCCCGGUGGACAAGGAGGACUCGAAGAAAUUCAUUGAACGCGAAUUUGCAGCUCAGAAUGAGGUUCUCAGCAAGAAGUGGGGCUUCGAUUUCCGGGCCGGCCAACCGCUGCAGAACCAUGAGCAGUACCAGUGGGAACGCGUUCCUCCUACCUCGGCUCCGGCCAACUACAUCGACGGCAUGGUAACCCUAACUAGGGCAGCCCACGCCGUUGGCAGCUCCUAUCAAUCGACAGCUUCCGAAGAUCUGAUGGAUCAGCGAGCGGAACGGGAAAAUAGACUUUCCUUCGACAGUGGUGCCGCCGAUCGGCUGCGAUCGCCCUCGGUUUGUUCCUUUGGCUCGUCCGAAUCGGAACCCGAGCUGGAUGCUUGCAGUAGUUCAUCGAGCUCGAUUCAAACCUACCCGGUGAUGCCGGUUUCGCUAACCGCAGCCCUCCCAGUCGACAAGUCGAACCUCCCGAGCUGCAGCAGUGCAACCUCGUCGUCUUCGUUCCCUGCCUCGGCCACUCGAGCGAAACGCCAGCAACGAAUUACAGAUUACCUAAAGGAACGCAAACGUCUGGCCCCGAAUUCCUCCGCCUCGAAGGUUGCCCUGGCCAAGAAGGCGCGCCAUAUGUUGAAUCUAUCGGCUCCAGCUAGCAGCGGCAGCAACACCCCGAGCAACGCGAUUUAAGCUCUGAAUCGGCAACCGGCAGAGCGAACCCCGCAGGAAGGAGCGAUCUCAUCCGAUAAGAUCACCCCCGAUAUCAUCAAUCCGCUUCGAUUUUACUUCACCAUCGUUCUUAAUUUUUACAUAAAUCCAAUUAACCAACGUUUAGUUUGCGGAAGGAGAAAGAAUGCAUAUAUAUUUUAUUUUAAGUCCCAUAUGUAGAUAUAGAACUAUCUAUUAACCAUUCGAGACAAAUCUCUUAACAUAAUUGGAAACAUGAAAAAACCAACAAAAAGAUUACUAAGAAAACAAAUUCACUACAAGAAACGCAGCGAAAAAUUCCACCCAAUUGGGUGAGUGUUUGAACAAACGGCCAUUUCAAGAAUAUUUUUUAAAAAUUUUAGUCACUAAGAUUAGCGAUUAAUCCACCCAAGUAUAGCUGGAAAUCUAAAACAAAUAAAAAUCCCUAGGAUGUAGAAUUGUAUUUAAACGACACUUGAGGUAGUGAGGCUCUCAAUUUUUCCCUAAGGGAGUUUCGAAGUUUAGGACCAAAUUAGAAAGUUUGAAUUGACUUUAACUUUCGUUCGACCAACCAUAGCCUGUGGUUCGGUGGUCAUUUUUUUUUGAUGAUUGUAAAUAUACUUUUCAAAUGAACAAACUCUGAACGGACAGAUUUAUGUUGGACACUAUUUGCGGAUCUCAACAAUGUAGAUGAUAAUAAGAUGUCUCCUUUCAGAAGAGCUUGCUGUCCACGAUUGUUGGCAGAUUUAGCUUAUCUGAGACAAGUCAUCCCUAUCCAUCUACCGUUGGUUGCUAGUAGUGAAACCACUUUUUUGUUCGACCUUAUUUUGUAAAUAGAAGACCUGCUUGAUGGUGCGAUUAUGAGCAAUCGAUUGGUUGAUGUUCUCCAUUUCUCGGAAGCAACGUUUCUGAGAGAUCCACCACAUUCCAUACUUUCGCUUCGCUAAUCUUGAUUAUCGCAUCAUCGAUCAAGUCUCGCUUAACUCUUAAAAUACAACAAUAAUUGAUGAAACCUCUAGCAAGUGUUUUUCCAAGUCGAUACAUUCUCCUCUAACAGUAAAGGAAAGAUCUCAAAAGAAGAAUCCAAGUUGCAAUAAACGUACCGUACACCGGAUGGAAGGGGCACGCUGCAAUAAAACACCCCACAUUACUUUGAGUGCAAUAAGGCGCAUUUCCUUUCGUAGAGCGAGUUAUAACUAACGCUCAGCAGAGAACCAUGACUUGAGAAAUCGUUUAGAAAAAAAAAACCUUUAACAAGGACUAGCACUUGAUAGACGUUUCUUACCAUCUAAUCAAUCCGAUUUAACAAACAUAAAUAAAUAAAAAUUGAUAGAUUGAACGAUUGGCGACUGCUCCCGGGGCGGCUACUAAGAAGUUGUACUGUGCCAAAAUUGAACCGUUGUCAAUGUCACGGAGCGAUCGAUCGCUCCAUUUUAUAUACCUACCUUUAAUAAUAAAAAACAAUAAAUUCUAAGAUAAAAACAACAACAUGCCCUUCAAAGCAAAAAGCCAAGCUGUGUAAUUUUCGGCAUCUCGUUUGUAGCGGGAUGAUCGAUACUCUCCCUCUAUUUUUUCACUUUCGUUGAAAUUUUUUACGCUACCUUUUAGCCCAAAAUCACACCUUCCCACCCCAUUUCGAUUGCUUGAACUGUGUUAAGCAACGGUCCCGUACUAACGACAAACUAGAAAGGAAUUGCAUUUUUUCGUUCUCUAAUAUAUAAACCAAGUCUUGCAAUUAUUAUUUAUUCUUUGAAAAAAAAAACCUAUUUUCAAGUCCACUUUAUCCGUGCUAUCUACACUCAGUUUUAAGUUUUUUUUUAAACAUUUUUUUGUUCUCCCUAAUUGUUAAGAAAAAUUGCAACAAAACAAUCCGCAAUCGGUGCGUGGUUGUAACGCUUUUUUGCUAGUUAGUUUGUAAGCAGUCGAUCAUGUCGUGGAUAUGAUUGACUAGUUUUGUGUGUUUUAAGACACACAGAUAUUUUGUUUGUGACAACAUUCGAGGGACAAUAAAUGAAUCGAAAUGAAUUAGUCAUAUCCACUUGCUGUAUUUGCCGCAAGUGAAGCAAAACGAUUUUGCACAUAUCUAUCUAUCUAUCUAUCUAUCUAUAACUGCAUGUAAUAGAAGAAAUCUAUUUUGUAUCCAAAAUGAAAAUAAUAAAGGAAUCCUAAGCAACAA